ACUGCAUUCUGCUACUUCCGGUUUCAAAGUUGAUUGAAGACGCAACACGUAAGCGCUUAGUUUUCUAUUACGUGUUACUUUUUCGAUACAAUGGAAUGGUUCUCAGGAAAUAUUCCACAGGCUAUUCAAACUUCAAAGUCCAGGGGUUCCAUUUUCGUCGUUUAUAUUACCGGCGAUGAUGAUGAUGAUUCAAAACACAUGGACGAAGCAUGGAACAACCCAGAAGUUUCACAGAUGUGUAAAAAAGGCUCAGUUGUCGCCAUCAAAAUCAGCGCAAGCAGUGAGGCUUGCACAUUUUUCUCACAAAUAUAUCCAGUUGUCAUCCUACCGGCUGCCUAUUUUAUUGGGGAUAAUGGCACACCACUGGAAGUUAUUGGAGGCAAAGUAGAGCUGCAAACCUUCAAAGAAAAAGUAAAAAAUGUGCUAGAGUUACAUCGAAACAGCAAAAGUCUGGGCACAGCAUCACAGCCACAGGCUACUUCAACACGGAGUGAUAAACCACACUCUGCAGUAGAUCCAGCUUCCACCAAAGCAGCUGUGGCCAGUUCAAGAAAAACUGGAGCAGAAGCAGCAGAAGAAGUGGCAUUAGAUGAUACAUCAUCAGAUGAAAAUGAAGACACAUCAAAAGGGGAUAUACAGGUCCGCGUUGAAAGAGCUAAAGAAAAGAUUGAACAGAGAAGGACUGAAAAAGCAAGGAAAGAAGCAGAGGAGGAGAGACAGAAAGAGAUUGAAAGGAGAAAAUUUGGCCAGAAUGUUCAACAACUGCGACAGAAUCAACAUGAGCAAGAGCUGAGAGAGGUGAAGGAACAGCUUCGUAAAGAAAAAGAGGAGCAGCGCAAAGCCCGUGAGCGAAUAAAGCAAGAGAUUGAACGAGACAGAGCUGAGCGCAAUGCUAAGUUCCAAAAAGAAAAGUUUGAGAAGCAGCAGGUGAUGGAAGAAGCCAGAAGAAAUACGAUGCUGAAGAAACAGAAAGAGGCAGCUGAAGCAGAAGUACGCAGAAGCGAAAUAGCAAGAAUUCAGUUCCGGUUCCCAGAUGGUGCCUCUGUUUCUCAACAAUUUCCAUCCUCACAAACCUUACAGGCUGCAUAUGACUUCAUCUCCGAGAGAUUUGGGGGCGCUGUGACCUUAUCCACUGCCUUCCCGAAGAGAACAUUUUGCCAAGAAGAUUUGGCAUCUACUUUUAUUGAGCUGGAGCUUGCACCUACAGCUGUGAUAUUGGUAGUUCCAGUCUCUGGCUUACCAUUUGGCAGUCGUUUGGGAAAUAGUGGUGGUGGUGGUAUUCUGUCUCUCCUGGUUAGCCCUUUUGUGUUUAUCUGGAAUUUCUUCAUGUCCUUAAUUUUUCCUGCACCUGCUGUGACAAACAACUCAAAUUCCAGUGCACAGGCUAGCACUUCUGCAGCAGGGGGCGAUCGAACGAAAUCUUCAACAAAUGCAUUUAGGAGACCAGCAGGAGGAAAUCGCAGUCGACAAGAUGGCAACAUUCGCCGCUUGAGGAAUUCCAGUGAUGAAGAGGAUGAAAAUGCAACGUGGAAUGGAAAUUCCACUCAACAGAUGUGAUUUGAAAUCUGGUAUGUCCUUGUGAGUGUAUGAGAAGGGGAGGGUAAAUAUAGUGGGUGGAAAAUGGAAGAGCAUUUGUUUGGAGAGAAGGAUAUUGUCUUAAGACCACAUCUUUUCAUUCAGGUCUGUUUCUGUAUUUGGAGAUACUCUUGCGGCAGCAUGUAUCAAGAAUUGACUGCCCCAAACGAAGGUGUAUAUGGUCAUUUGUAUUCAGACUGAUGUCAGACACUUUACUGCCUUCAAUUACAGACACUUGAUGAGGGCAUUUUACUUGCAGAGACAAGAUUAACGUCUUUCUUGAUCCCAAAGCACAGUCUGUUUUUUUAAACAAGCCACUGAUCAGAUCAAUUUGGGGAUUUGUGGCAUCUAUACCUUUGCAAUGAGACGUUAAGGAAUCUUGAUUUGCUUCAUAAUAUAAAGCUGAAGUGUUUAAUGUAUUUCCCCCUUUCAACAGCUUUCAACUGUCCUAGAACUACAGGGUGCUGAGGACAGGGUGAGGUGCAGUGCUGUCAUGAUUGCAGAUGUUAAUACUUUUUAUUGUGCAGUCAUUAUGGCUUUGUGCAAAUAAAUGGAAUGAUGUCUUU
Molecule: messenger RNA, 2141 nt
Organism: Pomacea canaliculata
Lineage: Eukaryota; Metazoa; Mollusca; Gastropoda; Architaenioglossa; Ampullariidae
Product: UBX domain-containing protein 4-like
Exons: 12
Coding region: 91-1557 (488 amino acids)
Molecular function (GO): protein binding
Source: RefSeq, a predicted model, not a curated record